AUGGCAAUUAAUGAUGUUACAAAUGUGACUAAUGGUGUUACUCACACUGAUCAUGGAAACAAUAAUCAAAGAUCAAUGAGGUCGGUGUUGCUGGGAAGAAACAAACUUGGAAUAGUUGAUGGAACAGACUCAAAAGACAAGUUUCCUGGUUUAGAAAAUCAGUGGGAGAGGGUUAAUGUUAUAGUGCUAUCAUGGGUAAUGAAUUUUGUAUCAAAAGAAUUGCUUGGGGGUAUCAUGUAUGCUUCUAGUGCUCAACUAGUGUGGGAAGAUCUGAUUGAAAGAUUCCACAAGAUAGAUGGUUCAAGAACUUUCACCAUUCACAAAGAAAUAGCCACUCUUACCCAAGGCACAAAUUUUGUGUCUAAAAAUGAAGUUUUUCCAAUUCUGAUGGGACUAAAUGAUACCUACAAGGCAGCUAGAAGCCAAAUCUUGCUUAUGAAUCCUAUGCCAUCUGUUAAUCAGGCUUAUUCAAUGAUCAUGAGUGAUGAAGGACAAAAUCUAUAUCCUAAAGAUUUCCAGUUCAAGAGAAAGAAUGGAAACAACUCUUCUUAUUAUGAAAACAGUUUUGCACACAAUGUGAUGUCUGAUGGUGAUGGUUACAACUGUGGUAAUGGACAAACUAACAAUUGUCUUGGUGGUGGCAAGCCUAGUCAAGUUGGAAAAAUGCAGUACAUGUGUGCAGAGAGUCAAGGUCAUGGAUAUGCUACAGGACCAUCUACCUCAACUAGCUAG
Messenger RNA from Lycium ferocissimum, 732 nucleotides. RefSeq lists its product as uncharacterized. The transcript has 4 exons. The coding region runs from base 1 to 732 and encodes 243 amino acids. NCBI's taxonomy places the organism in Eukaryota, Viridiplantae, Streptophyta, Magnoliopsida, Solanales, Solanaceae. The record is from RefSeq and is a predicted model, not a curated record.